AUGGACAGCCAGGAGGAAUACUCAGGCCAAUACCACGCGCACCCAUAUGGCGAGAUCAACUGCGUUAUCCAGAUCGAUGCGGGGGCCGAGUUGAGGGGCAUGCAAGGGUGGCAGGGUGCUGGGUGGACGUCCCCGGUCCUGGCACGCACCACUUUCCUCAAGUUCGAGAAUCUUGUGGGCUACUUUAGCGUGUCCUACUAA
Parascedosporium putredinis is the source of this 201-nucleotide messenger RNA. Lineage: Eukaryota; Fungi; Ascomycota; Sordariomycetes; Microascales; Microascaceae. The record is from the annotation of a GenBank genome assembly.